AUGGGCGCCUAUUGUAACAAUGGGUGCUGUCAAGAUCCCGAAGGGAAGGCCUUUGAGGCUGAAGUGGUGCGGAUCCCCUUGAUCUGCCUCGAUCGGAUGGGAUCCGAUGAGCGGAGGCUCCGAGGCUCCACCAGCGACUCCUCAGUGGUGGUGGCUGUGGGUCCUGAGGCCUCCAAAGAUGUUGGAAUGCCACUGUCGCUGAAUCUUCCUGGGAAGACUGAAGAAAGGCCCACGCAUGUCUUUGACCAUGGUGCUGCAUACACUGGCAGCUGGGUGGGCCAACAACGACAAGGAUAUGGCGUCCAGGUCUGGCCGGAUGGUGCGCGCUAUGAAGGAGACUGGAAGGAAGACAAAGCACAUGGCUGGGGCAGGUUUGUGCACGCCGAUGGCGAUGUUUACGAGGGCGAGUGGGCAUCAGAUACUGCUCAUGGGAAGGGCACCUACCAUCACUCCGAUGGGUCCAAGUAUGAAGGUCAAUGGGAGUACGACAGACAACAUGGACACGGUGUGGAGCACUGGGUGGAUGGCGCGCGCUACGAGGGCAAGUACACUGCAGGGAAGAAGCACGGCAAAGGCUACUUCACCUGGGCAGAUGGCUCUUCUUACGAUGGAGAGUUCAUGAGCAACGACAUCCACGGCAUUGGGACCUACACCUGGGGAGAUGGACGUCGCUACGAGGGGCAGUGGGAAGGCAACCGAAUGCAUGGUCGGGGCAAAUUCACUUGGCCUGAUGGCCGGGAAUACGCCGGAGAGUACAUCAAUGACAUUAAGGCUGCCAUGAAACCGAAGAAACGGCGACACCAAGUUCACCUGGUAGAGUUUGAUCUGAAUCAGACCGAUGAACAGCCGGAUGGAAACAUCCGGAGCCAAGGUACGAUGGACAAUGGCGAAAUGGGAAGCAACAUGGCUUGGGUUGGCUCGGGGACCCGGCGGCGACUCGAAAUGAACUUAACAAGUGCAGACAAUGGAUUGAAGAAGCGCUACCUGAAGCCUGAGAAGCCUGAGAAGCCGACGAACGCGCAGGUGCUGGAGCUGUGUCACAUCCUUGCGUCGUCCAAACUCGCAGGGACCGUGAAAAUCGACGGGCGAUAUUGGCGUUGUGAAAAUGACGGGAAGCCGCGUUUUGGAAGUCUGAGAACAUCCAACAUCGCGAGUUUCGCACCGUCAGUGGCACCCCCCGUGAAGCGCUGCAAGCGCAAGCGCGCCUGGAUGAGUUGCCACCGGGGCCCUGGCCCUGGCAGCAGCAGGUGUGGUUGGGAUCAGGUUUUGGGAGACACCAAGCGACGAGUCCACGACUACAUGACCAGCCCCGAAGUCGGCUUUAAGCAAAGCAGCACAUGUCUGAGACGCCGAAACAGGCUGUUUGAUGCUGCACAUUGUGCCAACCACAUCUCCAUGUUCCAAGGUUACUUAAUGGUGAUCUACCACUGA
This is a messenger RNA of Cladocopium goreaui, 1431 nucleotides long. NCBI's taxonomy places the organism in Eukaryota, Dinophyceae, Suessiales, Symbiodiniaceae. The record is from the annotation of a GenBank genome assembly.